Cynoglossus semilaevis (tongue sole) is the source of this 1346-nucleotide messenger RNA. RefSeq names its product neuromedin S (gene nms). Lineage: Eukaryota; Metazoa; Chordata; Actinopteri; Pleuronectiformes; Cynoglossidae. The record is from RefSeq and is a predicted model, not a curated record. The transcript has 6 exons. Bases 699 to 1058 code for a protein of 119 amino acids.
GGUUUUGCUACGAGACAAAACUUUCCAUAAACCAGAGGUGUUAAACUCAGUUUUGGGUCAGGGUCCACAUACAGCUCUAAUUACCUAUAAAUGAUAAUACGUCCAUGUUUUUCCCUCUUUUCAUUCUAAGAAGUACAAGUGUAUUAGAAAGUAUUCAUAUUUGAUGAAACAUCAGUUAACAAAACAUCAUGAACAUGAAGCGUUUUGAGCAUUUUUCUGAUUUCAAAAUGUAUCUAGAGGGCCGAAUUGAACCGCCUCGCGGGCCGGUUUUGGUCCACGGGCCGCAUGUUUGCCACCCCUACCUUAACUUAUUACACGCUAUAAGUUUACAUCACAACAACUUCAUUGUUGUUUUAACGCUCACUUUCCAAUCAAAUGCACGAACGCUGACGUCACCCCUCGCGUAUUCCCUGUGCAGCGGCAUUCCCAGAAAACUGUGCGUGUCUGAUGUGGGAGGAGAGGAUGCGCUGGCUCUGACCGUCAGGCUCCUUGUGAUUGGUCACCUCCGCGUAAGAGCAGAUGCGCGAAGCCGAUCGCCUUUAAACGGCAGCGGGGCAGAGGUGCUCAGACAAUCACAAUCACACCGGCCGGUCACACGGAUCCCCAUCGUCGGGCAACAGAACCGAGCCGAGCCACGAAAAGAAGCAGUGCGCACGGUUGAACUCUAAAAGCGCAGAGGGCAGAUUACGCACGGAGCCAUGGCUGUGCCGAGCGCGCGACAAGUUUUCCUGCUGUGUUUCCUCUGGUUUCUUGGAUGCGGACGCUCAACAACAGAUGCCAGUCUGUAUGAUGACCUGGAAGAAAGACUACUGUUGAAUAAGCUGCUGCGCAGCGUCAGGAGUGAUGACGUGAGUGACGUGGAGUUGAGGGACCAAGAAGAGGAACAAGUGCAGAAUGUUUUCAAACGAUUUCUUUUCCACUACUCCAAAGCUCGCGACUCUCUCGGAGCCAUACAGCACGAGUCUCACUCUGUUCACCCGCUGAUGCGACUUUUGCCAAAACUUUCACAGAGGAGAAAGGUGCUGCUUCUGGUGAGAGAACAAAACGUCAAACAUUGAAUGUGAAUGUAUUUACAGUGCGGCUACUUCUAAGUUUUUCUAAGUGUUUUUGCAUUCUUUAGGGUACACUUCCAUUGCUAGCCUUUAUCACCCUAACCUGCUCGGUUUUUGAACCGUUUUAUCCCGACACAGAAGAUCUGAUGCCAGAAGACAACGCUCCAGUAAAAGAAGAAUCUGAUGAACAGACUUAGCAAACAAUGAGGCAACAACAGCAAGAAGCUUUGAUCUGGAAAAGCCUGAUGGACGUUUUGGGUACUGCAUCACCAAAAUGACUUUUUUGCCAAAUGA